Cheilinus undulatus (humphead wrasse) is the source of this 665-nucleotide messenger RNA. It is a transcript of the gene tac3a, whose product is annotated as tachykinin precursor 3a. Gene Ontology annotation, biological process: tachykinin receptor signaling pathway; positive regulation of blood pressure. The coding region runs from base 172 to 549 and encodes 125 amino acids. The record is from RefSeq and is a predicted model, not a curated record. The transcript has 7 exons. Lineage: Eukaryota; Metazoa; Chordata; Actinopteri; Labriformes; Labridae.
CUGAUUGGCGUUACGCAGGUUUGCAGCUAUUAUUUAUUACACCAAAGCUUGGACGUCUCAUUUAUUCCGAGCGGAUCUCACUGCAGGAUCUAUCGUGCCAUCUCUACUCGCCAAGGCGCACGGGGCUAAUUCUUUCACCAAGUUAUAUCUGCUUGACAGCAAAGAGACAAAAUGAGGAGAGGUUUGCUGCUGGUGUCUCUGUUUCUCAUCAUGAAACUUCGAUGCAGCCAGUCCAGAUGCGAGGAGGAGUCUGGGAUGCGCAGAGUAACUUCAGAUCAGCCCUCAGGUGGGGAUACUUUCAAGCGGAACAUUCUGAAGAGAUUUAGCGAUUUUGAUUACGACAGCUUUGUGGGUCUGAUGGGAAGAAGAAAUGCCGAUGACGACGCUGUACCACCACCACCACAAAAAAGGGAAAUGCACGACAUUUUUGUUGGUCUAAUGGGCAGGAGAAACUCAGAGCCUGAUAAUAGCCCCUGGAGGAGAGAGUAUCCAGAGAGGAGAGGCAUCUUUCUCAACAAGUGCAGGCUGAGGUUUCUUCAGGGGCUGUAGGCAUUUACACAAGCAACCUUCUCAUUUAACAACAAAGGCACAGGAUCACAAAGAAUACCCACAAUAUAGUAAAUAUCUCAAGAUAACAACUUAAAGACAUGUUUCACACUGUCAAC